CACCAGUAACUUACUUCAUUCGCUGCCUACAACCCAGGUUAUUAAGCAAUUCUUUCCCCGCAAUACAUAAGGGAAUAUCGGAGACAGAUCCAUCAUACAUUGAUGACACGCCGGAAUCCACCUCCCUUAACCCCGAACCCCCAGAGAAAGACACGCACCCACAAUGAUCCCCCUCCCCACAAUCCAAGCCUCCAACCGCAGGAUCCCCACCCACCCGUCCAUCCCCUCUCACCCGAUCGCCCUCUUCGUCGGCGCAACCAGCGGCAUCGGCGAGGCGACCGUCAAACAGUUCGCCCAGCACACGCGGACCCUGAGGCCGCGGGUGUAUCUCGUCGGCCGCAACGCCGCCGCCGGCCACCGCAUCGCCCAGGAAUGCGAAUCCCUCAACUCAACCGGGAGGUUUGUGUUUGUGCAGGCCGACGUCAGCCUGCUCUCCGUGGUCGACGAGCUCAGUCUCAGGCUGCUGCGCGACGAACCCUACCUGAAUCUUCUGUUUCUGAGCCCCGGCACGACAGCCGGGAAAGCUGAAACCCCAGAGAACCUCCGCACCCUGACAUCCCUCCUCUACUACGCCCGCCUCCGCUUCACCCUCAACCUCCUCCCACUCCUCCAAUCCACACCCCCGGGCCACCUCCGGCGGGUGAUCUCCGUCCUCUCCGGCGGGCACGAGGGCCCGAUCCUCGACGCCGCCGACCCGGACGGCCGCAGCCUCUCGAUGCGCGCCUUCCGGGCGCAGAUCACCUCGAUGACGACGCUGGCGAUGGAGGGUCUGGCCGACCGGGCGCCCACCGUCGCGUUCGUCAAUGAGUACCCCGGGACGGUGCGGUCGGGCCUCUUCCGGGAGGCGGAUAGCUGGUACGGGUGGGUGGUGUGGGCGGUGUUGUCGGUGAUUGGAAGGUGGGUGUAUAUCCCUGCUGUGGAGAGUGGGGAGCGCCAUGUUUUCUUGGCGACGAGUGGGCGGUUUCGGGCGCGGGAGGGUGAAUUCAACGGACAGAAUGGGGAGGGUGGGGUGAUGGUUGGGGGGGUGGAGGUUGCGAGGGGGACGGAUGGGGUGGUUGGGUCGGGGGUGUAUUCUGUGAAUUGGAAUGGGGAGGUGGCGGGGGAGAGGGUGGGGAAGGUGCUGGAGGGGUUGAGGAGGGAUGGGAUGAAGGAGGUGGUGUGGAGGGUGUUGGAGAGUGUGUUUGUUCGGGUUACGGGAACGGUGAAGGUUGAGGUUUGAUGGUUCAUUAAGGGGGGGAAGGUUUGUAGAAGAUGGGGAUGUUUUAUCGUUUAUUCUAGGAUGGCAUUUUACUAAGUCGGCUCAGUAUAUGUGUGAAUAGGUUAUAAUGAUAAGUGCAAAGGCAUGCGAGUGGAUGACUGAUAAGAAUAAGACUAAAUUUUGUGAG
Aspergillus aculeatus ATCC 16872 is the source of this 1385-nucleotide messenger RNA. RefSeq lists its product as uncharacterized. The record is from RefSeq and is a predicted model, not a curated record. The transcript has 2 exons. NCBI's taxonomy places the organism in Eukaryota, Fungi, Ascomycota, Eurotiomycetes, Eurotiales, Aspergillaceae. Bases 164 to 1219 code for a protein of 351 amino acids. Gene Ontology annotation, biological process: secondary metabolic process.